This is a messenger RNA of Aspergillus wentii DTO 134E9, 1260 nucleotides long. RefSeq names its product 3-ketoacyl-coA thiolase peroxisomal A precursor. Gene Ontology annotation, cellular component: peroxisome. The record is from RefSeq and is a predicted model, not a curated record. The transcript is spliced from 3 exons. Lineage: Eukaryota; Fungi; Ascomycota; Eurotiomycetes; Eurotiales; Aspergillaceae. Gene Ontology annotation, biological process: phenylacetate catabolic process; fatty acid beta-oxidation. Gene Ontology annotation, molecular function: acetyl-CoA C-acyltransferase activity. The coding region runs from base 1 to 1260 and encodes 419 amino acids.
AUGUCUUCCGCCCAGCAGCGUCUCUCCCAAGUCUCCUCCCACUUCGGCCCUGGUGGCAAGAAGGGAGCCUCUGCAAUCACCGAGAAGCACCCCGAUGAUAUUGUCGUGACAUGUGCUCUCCGCACAGCCCUCACCAAGGGCGGCAAGGGUGGCUUCAAGGACACCGCUGCUGCUGAUUUGCUGGCCGGUGUCUUCAAGGGUGUUAUCGACCGCAGCAAGAUUGACCCCUUAGCUGUCCAGGAUAUUGCCGUUGGUUCUGUCCUUCCUCCCGGCGGUGGUGCUACCGAGUUCCGUGCUGCCUCUCUUCUCGCUGGUUUCUCCGAGGGUACUGCCGUCAAGGCCCUGAACAGACAGUGCUCGAGUGGUCUCCAGGCAAUCGUUGACAUUGCCAAUGCUAUCAAGUCCGGCAUGAUCGAUGUCGGUAUCGGUGCCGGUGUUGAGAGCAUGUCCUCUCAGUAUGGACCCGGUGCUGUGACUGAAUUCUCCGAGCUCCUCGAAAGCCACCCCGAGUCUGCCAACUGCAAGGUUCCUAUGGGUGUUCUCUCCGAGCAGAUGGCCAAGGACCGCAACGUCACCCGUGCUGCCCAAGACGCAUUCGCUGCUGCUUCAUACCAGAAGGCCGCCAAGGCCCAGGAUGCAGGUCUUUUCAAAGAGGAGAUUCUUCCCCUGGAGGUCAAGUGGACUGACCCCAAGUCCGGUGAGGAGAAGACCAUCACUGUCAAGGAGGACGAUGGUAUCCGUCGAGGCAUCACCGCCGAGUCCCUCGGCAAGAUUCGCCCCGCUUUUGCCAAGGACGGCUCCAUCCACGCCGGUAAUGCUUCCCAGAUUUCCGACGGCGCUGCCGCCGUUCUGUUGAUGAAGCGCUCCACUGCUGAGCGCCUGGGCCAGAAGAUCCUUGGCAAGUACGUCUCCGCCAGUGUGGUGGGUGUCAAGCCGUUGCUCAUGGGUGUUGGCCCCUGGAAGGCCAUCCCAGUCGCCCUUGAGAAGGCUGGAAUCACCAAGGAUGACGUGGACAUUUACGAAAUCAACGAGGCUUUCGCUUCCCAGUGCGUGUGGUGUGUCAAUGAACUCGGUAUCCCCCAGGAGAAGAUCAACCCCAAGGGUGGUGCCAUUGCCUUUGGACACCCUCUUGGCUGCACUGGAUCUCGCCAGAUCAGUACCCUCUUGACAGAGCUGAAGCGCACCAACAAGAAAAUUGGUGUCUCUAGCAUGUGCGUGGGUACUGGUAUGGGAAUGGCUGCCGUCUGGGUUGCCGAAUAA